Molecule: messenger RNA, 8328 nt
Organism: Girardinichthys multiradiatus
Lineage: Eukaryota; Metazoa; Chordata; Actinopteri; Cyprinodontiformes; Goodeidae
Gene: ascc3
Product: activating signal cointegrator 1 complex subunit 3
Exons: 42
Coding region: 164-6781 (2205 amino acids)
Molecular function (GO): nucleic acid binding; ATP binding; ATP hydrolysis activity
Source: RefSeq, a predicted model, not a curated record
CGUGGUUAAACUACAAUACCCAUAUUUUUGAACCUACUUCUGUUGACAGCCGGUAGGCAACCUUUACAGCCUGGCUGUGUCACUGAUUAUAGUUUCAAACGGCGCCUUAAGAGAGUCUUAGGAAGAACCAAUACAACUGUCGGGAGGAGAGACACAGGGACCAAUGUCUCCUCCACGCCUAACAGGUGCGCUGCGUUCAUUCUCUAAUGUCAGCAAGAAGGAGGAUCCCACGGAACAGCUGUAUGACCUGAAGGCCAAGCGCCUGAAGAGACAAGAGCUGUUUGCCAGGGAGGGCCUAACAUGGCAGAAGAUUGUCCAUUUUUGUUCUGAGCAUCAGGAUAAAGCUGAGCAGCGAGCUGCCAGUCAAGAACUGAAGAGCCUCCUUCAGGCAGCCAAACAGAUUGUUGGUACUGAACAUGGUCAAGAGGCCAUUGAAUGUGCUGCUGUCUUUCUGUUUGAGACCUUCCAAAACAAAGACCAUGUUGGCACUGAGGAGACUCGUGCAAUUAAACAGAUGUUUGGGCCAUUUCCAUUAUCUGCAGCUGAAGCGUCCUGUGCUUGUGUGGCUCGGCUGGUGGCUUCAUUCGGUGACUCCAAAGUUGAAGAUUUUAUCAAAACCAAGAGUUCUCGUCACAACCCCCAGCGAGGCCCUUCGUUUGGAUGCAACAUUUCCUUUUCAUAUGACUUCUACACACUUGACCCACUGGAUGACCUCCAAGGCUCUGGUCUGGGCGAUGACAGAGUGGAACUAGACUUUAUUAACUUUCUAAAUAAUCAGCAGAGUGGAAAUAAGUUUGCCAGUGAAGACGAUGUACCCCGCUCUGGAACAGAUUUAGGCUCUGGGGAUGGAUCCAUCCUUCGAAGAGAAGUGGAGAAAUACUUGGAAAGAGGGAACAUGAUUUCGUCCAACCCAGAGGAGCUGUGCACCUCCGUGUUUGAGAUGUUGACCUCCCAUAGGAGUGACGAUGAACUGCAGAAUGAGCUGUUUGAACUGCUGGGACCAGAGGGUCUGGAAAUGAUAUCCACCAUACUACAGCGCAGGGCAGCUAUUGUCGACUCCUUCCUCUCUUUCCCAAAUGAAAGGACAGGAUACCUACCAGAUGUCAGCCGAAAGGUCAGUGGUGAAAUGGCCAAGCCUGCCUUCGGCUGCCAGGUGACCAUCCAAUCUGAGAAGGAGAAACAAAUGAUGAAAAUUUACCGGCGUGAAGAAAAGAAAGAGAAAAAGAAAGCCAAAGGAACCGAUGAUAUUGACUCCUCAGAGGUUGUCAUGACCUUUGACCCAAAAGAGAUGAGAGCUCAGCGAGAGCAGGCCCUGCUGAAUGCACGUUAUGAACCUCUCAUAACUAGGGAAAGAGUUUAUGAACGGAUCCGAUAUCCGAAUGUCUACGACAGCUAUGCAGAGGCAACAAAAGCACCUGCAUUUGUUGGAGGAGCCAGGCUGCUGUUGCCGGAGGGAAUCCACAGGGACAACAAUAAGAUGCGUGAGGAGGUGGAGAUCCCACCUAAUGAACCCAUGCCUAUUGGGUUUGAGGAGAGGCCAGUCUACAUCUCUGAACUGGAUGAGAUCGGACAGCUGGUGUUCAAGGGAAUGAAACGUCUGAACAGGAUCCAGUCUAUAGUGUUUGAGACGGCCCACAAAACCAAUGAAAACCUUUUGAUCUGCGCUCCAACGGGCGCUGGCAAGACCAACAUCGCCAUGCUGACAGUCCUGCAUGAGAUCCGUCAGCACCUGCAGCCUGGUGGCAUCAUCAAAAAGGAUGAAUUCAAGAUAGUAUAUGUGGCUCCAAUGAAGGCCUUGGCAGCUGAGAUGACUAAUUACUUCAGUAAGCGAUUGGAACCCCUGGGCAUCACUGUUAAAGAACUCACAGGAGACAUGCAGUUAACCAAAGGAGAGAUCCUUCGAACACAGAUGUUGGUGACAACUCCAGAGAAGUGGGAUGUUGUAACCAGGAAAAGUGUUGGGGAUGUGGCUCUUUCUCAAAUUGUACGUCUCCUGAUCCUGGAUGAAGUUCAUCUUCUACAUGAAGAUCGAGGACCAGUACUAGAGAGCCUGGUGGCAAGGACUAUCAGACAGGUGGAGUCUACCCAGAGUAUGAUCAGGAUCCUGGGACUGUCAGCCACCCUGCCGAACUAUCUGGAUGUGGCUGCCUUCCUGCACGUCAACCCCUACAUCGGUCUGUUUUAUUUUGACAGCCGCUUCAGACCUGUACCUCUGGGACAAACCUUUGUUGGCAUCAAAACCACGAACAAGAUCCAGCAGAUUCAUGACAUGGAAGAGGUGUGUUAUGACAAAGUUCUGCAGCAGAUUAAAGCCGGUCAUCAGGUCAUGGUGUUUGUUCAUGCCCGCAACGCCACAGUGAGGACAGCCUUUGGGUUGAUAGAGAUGGCAAAAAACCACGGCGAAAUCGGUUUCUUUCAGCCAGAACAGGGUCCAGACUACGGCCAGUGUGAGAAACAGAUCCAACGCUCCAGAAACAAGCAGAUGAAGGAAAUGUUCCCAGACGGUUUUGGGAUCCACCACGCUGGCAUGCUGCGGUCUGACCGCAGUAUGAUGGAGAGCUUGUUCUCUAAAGGCCAUCUGAAAGUGCUGGUCUGCACUGCCACCUUAGCCUGGGGAGUGAACCUGCCAGCCCAUGCAGUUCUCAUUAAGGGAACUCAAAUCUAUGAUGCAAAGCGUGGUGCUUUUGUGGACCUGGGAAUUCUGGACGUUAUGCAAAUUUUUGGUCGAGCGGGUCGACCUCAGUUUGACAAGUACGGAGAGGGCACCAUCAUCACCACCCAUGACAAGCUGAGUCAUUACCUCACCCUGCUCACCCAGCAAAAUCCUAUUGAGAGUCAGUUCCUGGGCAGCCUGGCUGACAACCUCAAUGCAGAGAUUGCUCUGGGAACUGUGACCAAUGUGGAGGAGGCUGUGAAGUGGCUCAGUUACACUUACCUGUAUGUCCGAAUGAGGGCCAACCCACUGGCAUACGGCAUCAACUACAAAACCGUCCAGAUGGAUCCAGCUUUGGAGCUGUACAGGAAGGAGCUGGUGGUGGAGACCGGGCGGAAGCUGGACAAGGCGAAGAUGAUCCGCUUUGAGGAGCGCACUGGCUACUUCGCCUCCACAGACCUGGGCAGGACUGCCAGCCACUUCUACAUCAGAUACAACACCAUGGAGACAUUCAACGAACAUUUUAACUGUCACAAUACCGAAGCAGACAUCCUCAGAAUUGUGUCCAAAGCAGAGGAGUUUGAUCAAUUAAAGGUCCGUGAUGAAGAGUUGGAGGAGCUGGACCAGUUGCUGAAUAACUAUUGUCAGGUGCCUGCAUCGGGCGGUGUGGAGAAUGGUUACGGCAAAGUUAACGUUUUGCUGCAAACUUACAUCGGACGGGGAGAGGUUGAGAGCUUCUCGCUCAUCUCUGACCUCUCUUAUGUGGCACAGAACGCUGCUCGGAUUGUCAGGGCUUUGUUUGAGAUCGCUCUGAGGAAGCGCUGGCCUGCCAUGACCUAUCGACUGCUCAAACUUUGCAAGGUGAUCGACAAGCGUCUGUGGGACUUUGCCCAUCCUCUCCGCCAGUUCCCCAACCUAAGCCAUGUCAUUCUCAACCGCUUGGAGGAGAAGAGGCUCACUGUGGACAAGCUGAAGGAAAUGAAGAAGGAUGAGAUUGGUCACAUCCUGCACCAUGUCAACAUUGGAUUAACUGUCAAGCAAUGCGUCCACCAGAUUCCUGCAUUCACAAUGGAGGCGAGCACCCAGCCAAUCACACGCAGUGUUUUACGUGUGCGUCUCAUCAUCACUCCUGACUUCCGCUGGAAUGACCAGGUCCACGGGUCUGUGGGUGAGCCAUGGUGGUUGUGGGUUGAAGAUCCCAUCAAUGAUCAUAUCUACCACUCUGAGUACUUCCUUCUGCAGAAGAAACAGGUGGUGACCAAAGAGCCUCAGCACGUAGUAUUCACCAUUCCUAUCUUUGAGCCGUUGCCCUCGCAGUACUACAUUAAGGCAGUGUCUGACCGCUGGCUCGGGGCAGAGGCUCUGUGUGCCAUCAACUUCCAGAACCUCAUUCUACCUGAGAGACAUCCCCCACACACUGAACUCCUGGACCUGCAGCCAUUGCCUGUGACAGCUCUGGGGAACCGAGAGUUUGAGAGUCUGUACAAGUUUACUCACUUCAAUCCCAUCCAGACGCAGAUCUUUCACACACUGUACCACACUGACACCAACGUCCUGCUGGGGGCGCCAACAGGCUCUGGGAAAACCAUUGCAGCUGAGAUGGCCAUGUUCAGGGUCUUCAACAAGUAUCCAUCCUCUAAGGUUGUCUACAUUGCUCCUUUAAAAGCCUUGGUGAGAGAGAGGAUUGAGGACUGGAAGGUCAGAAUUGAAGAGAAACUAGGAAAAAAAGUGGUAGAGCUGACAGGUGACGUGACUCCAGAUAUGAGAGCUAUAGCACAAGCUGACCUCAUUGUCACUACACCAGAGAAAUGGGAUGGAGUGAGCAGAAGUUGGCAGAACCGAAGCUACGUACAAAAGGUGGCCAUUCUCAUCAUAGAUGAAAUUCACCUGCUGGGUGAGGACAGAGGCCCUGUGUUGGAGGUCAUUGUGUCCAGAACUAACUUCAUCUCCUCCCACACUUCAAAGAGUGUGAGAGUGGUGGGACUGUCCACAGCUCUGGCCAACGCUCGGGACCUCGCUGACUGGCUGGGAAUCAGACAGGUGGGAUUGUUUAACUUCCGUCCGUCUGUGCGUCCUGUCCCACUAGAAGUUCACAUUCAUGGUUUCCCAGGACAACACUACUGUCCCCGCAUGGCCAGCAUGAACAAGCCCACCUUCCAAGCGAUACGCAGUCACUCACCCGCCAAGCCAGUCCUGAUUUUUGUGUCAUCAAGAAGGCAAACCCGUCUAACUGCCCUGGACCUCAUCGCCUAUCUGGCCACAGAGGAUAACCCCAAGCAGUGGCUGCACCAAGAUGAGAGAGAGAUAGAGGACAUCAUUGCCACAGUGAGGGAUUCCAACCUGAAGCUGACCCUGGCCUUUGGGAUUGGCAUGCACCACGCUGGCCUUCAUGAGAGGGACAGAAAGACGGUGGAGGAGCUGUUUGUCAACUGUAAGAUCCAGGUUCUGAUUGCCACCAGUACUCUGGCAUGGGGAGUAAACUUUCCUGCUCACCUGGUGGUUGUCAAAGGAACAGAAUACUAUGAUGGGAAAUCCAGGCGCUAUGUGGACUAUCCCAUUACAGAUGUCCUGCAGAUGAUGGGACGAGCUGGUCGCCCACAGUUUGAUGACCAGGGCAAAGCAGUUAUUCUGGUUCAUGACAUCAAGAAGGAUUUCUACAAGAAGUUUCUCUACGAACCAUUCCCUGUUGAGUCCAGCCUCCUCAGUGUGCUGUCAGACCAUCUGAAUGCAGAAAUUGCUGCUGGAACCAUCUCAUCCAAGCAGGAUGCCAUGGAUUACAUUACAUGGACGUACUUCUUCAGAAGGCUGGUGAUGAACCCCAGUUAUUACAGCCUUGAGGACAUCGGCCAUGACUCCAUUAACAAAUUUCUGUCCAACUUGGUGGAACGAAGCCUGCGGGACCUGGAAUGCUCUUACUGCAUUGAGAUUAAAGAGGAUGAUCAGACAGUUGAGCCACUGACAUACGGUCGCAUUGCUUCUUAUUACUACCUGAGGCACGAGACCAUCCGGAAGUUUAAGGAACAACUGAGGCCUGAGCUGCCGCUGCAUGAUCUGCUCUCUGUCCUCACGGAUGCGGAGGAGUACGCUGAGCUACCGGUCAGACACAACGAGGACCAGCUUAACAGCCAGCUAGCUCAGCAGCUCCCUCUGCAGGUCAACCCCCACUCCUUUGACAGUGCGCACACCAAGACUCAUCUCUUGCUGCAGGCACACUUCAGCCACGCCCAGCUCCCCUGUAGUGACUACACCACCGAUACAAAGACAGUUUUGGACAACGCCAUUCGAAUCUGUCAGGCGAUGCUGGACGUAGCUGCCAAUGAAGGCUGGCUUGUCACGGCCCUCAGUAUCUGCAACCUGGUGCAGAUGAUCGUCCAGGGCCGCUGGCUGCACGACUCUUCAUUACUAACACUUCCACACGUUGAACAACAACACCUCUAUCUGUUCAGGAAAUGGGCAAGUAAGAAAGGAAGGAGUGGUGCUGAAGGCUUCUGUGGACUAGUUGAAGGACUCCCAGAGCUUAUUGCUGCCUGCAGUGGUAAAGAAAGUGUUUUCUCUGCUAUUGUCUGCCAGGAGUUUCACCAUAGUCAAAUACUCCAGGCAUGGUCCUUCCUGAGUCACCUCCCAGUGCUGGAGGUCCAGAUGAGUGUGAAGGGCUGGUGGGAGCAGAGCCAGGAGCAGAUGGAGCGUGCCCUCCCUGCAGCGGGCGCUAACCUCAGAGAGGAGAGCAGCUGGUUGGACCUCCAUGCUGACCAAGAGUACGUUCUGCAGGUGUCGCUGCGUCGGAUUAAUCUGGGUCAGCAGAGGAGAAAGCAAGACAGUAAGGCCCAGGCUCCCAGGUUCCCUAAGGCAAAGGAUGAGGGCUGGUUCCUCAUCAUGGGGGAAGUGGAUCGCAAGGAGCUGCUGGCUGUCAAACGGGUCGGAUAUGUGCGGAAUCAUACAGCUGUGUCUGUGGCAUUCUACACUCCAGAGAAGACUGGAAAGUGCAUCUACACGCUGUAUGUGAUGAGUGACAGCUACCUGGGCUUGGACCAGCAGUAUGACAUCCACCUGAAUGUAACACCUGCCAGCAUUGCAGCGCAGGUCAACACAGAAGUGGUGGACUCGGUGACCGGACUGUCCCUCAGCUGAAGACCAGCAACAGAGAAACCUUUGACUUGCCCCAGCAUAGCAGCAGUUCCGGCCUCAUUAACAGGGAGGUGGGGGAUCUGAAACACAGUGACCAACUUACCCAAAUUUCCUUUUUGGCCUGACACAUGUGUCCUUAUUUUUUCACGUUAUUGGAAUUUUCUAAAGUUGGAAUGAAAUUAACUGUGGUCCAAACACUUUGGUCAAACAGCUACAAUAAGACUAUCAAACAACUUCUUUAUCUCUGAGCAGCCAGUUUGGACCUGUGUUUAGAGUGUUGAGCAAGCUGCCCCACCUUGAGAGAACAUAAAGUAACACGAGGGAGUUCUUCAUCCAGCUGAUCCAUUCUCAGGAGUGUGGAUGUGUAUGAGUAGCUCUCAUACUGUUAUUUCAUGGUACCAUAGUGGCUCUAUUAAAUCUACAGGUUCUUGCUACUCAACCUCCAGAUGCUGAAAGACCUGUUGCUCACAUUAGCAUCAGCCCAAUGUGAGGUUUGCUUGUCAAAACGUGGACCAUUACAGAACAUUAUCAGCUCAUUUAUUCCUCACUCAAGUAACAUAAAACAGCUUUGGAAACUUUCCACUUGAACUGAAUGCAGCAGGUUGGAAAUUUGACAUAAAUUCCCUUCAUAGUUUACUUUAAGACAAUAGAAAUUCACACCUGGUUAUUCAACUCUAGAUAAAAAAGUUUUGUUUUCCUACGUCCUUAGUGCUGGUGGCAGAAAUCAUUUGUUUAAUAAGGAUUUUUCUGAUUGGUGAUAAUCAGCUUUCAGUUCAUGAGCAGAUUUAGUUUGUUUGAAACUGGCCUGACUGACCUCCCAACAGCAGAGGGACAAAUGAUUUCCUUCUGGCAGGUUUACAAGCUGGCAGCAUAGUUCAUGAAGGGCCGUUACUGAUUCAUGUUGCGGCCUUUAGACAGUCUGCAGGGAUUUCUACACAUUGUUAUAACAUGGAUAUGGAUAUUGUUGAGUGUUAUGUAAUUAAAAUGUACUUUGGCUGGAACAUUGAAAGAAAACACUCAGUUCUAACAGUUCUAAGAGCAAACAGCAAUGAACAGAACCAUUCAAGACAAGCCUUGAGUCAACCUCUCUGGACUUGUGGGAAACAGGAGACCCAUAGCAGUUAUAAUUGAUCUAAUCUGAGAUAAGAUAUAAGGCAAAGAACAUUUUCUAAAAAUGUGUUAGUUUUAUUUCCAUGUUAAGAUGGAAAGUUAAGUUUACAACUUUAAAUGAUAUUUAGAUAUGAAUGAAACAUGUAUUGCAGCGGGUUAAACUGAAAAAGGCCGACUGAUCUGCUAGAGUAGAUUUAAAGCAGCAGGCGUGUUCUCAACAGAUGAUUUACUCAAGAGAACUGUUCUGAUUUUCCUCAUCACCGACGUUCCUGGAGGUCCUUCAGAGUUACUAACAGGACCAACACCCGAGUCACCAACCAGAAUAACUGUGGCAGAAAUGGCUUUGAAAUCUGUUUGUGUUGAAUGUGACAUUGUAAAACAAGUCAAGCUGCUUUGAUGCCAAACCCUGGAAUUAUUUCAAAAUAAAGUUUCACUCUGCA